AACAGGCCAAUGCUCACAUGAUACCUGUGACUCAGCUGAAUCUGCUAAUAUAAACAAGUGUCCGGACAAGUCCCAGGGACUCUUCUGAGGCGAUAUUCUUGACGCGUUACAAUGAUGGCAGUGAAAAUACUGUUUCUCCUCUCUAUUUUAUUGACAGGUGUGUUUUCGUUGAGACGCACAGAGGUUCAUAUCAAGGCAGGCGAGAUGGUGGCCCUGUGGUGCCCACAUCAAAAAGGGUCUUAUGGUGCCAAACUGAUCUGGAGCAGUCACACCGCCCACGAGCUGGAUCUGAGCAGCAACAUGUCAGCUGAUGAACUGAGUAGGAUGGGAGUGCUGGUUUAUGGGAGGAAUCUUGUGAUUCUUAGUGCGUCUGUAAAUCAUCAGGGGAAUUACUCAUGCUCUCAGGGGAAUGCCAGCAGCCAGUUCAUGCUGACAGUUUACACGGGGCAGAGCGGAGAGGAUGAAGACUGGAACACGUACUCAGCAACAUGUUUCACACAGGAGUCCUGCACAUUGCAUUGCCCUGAUGUAAAUAUCCCUGAUGUAAAUACACCAAACAUGACCAGCAACGACAUCAUAUGGCACAAGAGAGGCGAGUCACUGCCACAGGAUAGCUACUUCUCGAGUGUGACGGAGAAUGACCACGGUGUUUACACCUGCACCAGGUCUUACCUGUACCAUCAGCUAAUAUAUAACAUCACGUUCAAAGUCAUGCUUGUUAUCCGACCAAACAUCAUAUCUGGACAAUCAGUGUUGCUUUCACCACACAUGGAUGAUGUAUUUCAUGUAGCUUUGGAUUCGACAGUGGUGAUUGAAUGUACAGCUGUGAUAUAUUCAGACUUCGAUGAGGUGUUUUGGUUAAGUGGCAGCUCAUUUUUGGAAAGGGACAACAACUUACCAGUUUUCUACAACUAUACAAGAGAAAGCAACGCUGAAGGAAUGAAGAUGACAGCAUCUUUAGUUUUCAAAAAAGUGACAAAGGAGGAUUUAAGGAAAAGUUACACCUGUAAACUGGACGCUGAUGACCAACCCUCAAGCUUUGUCAGAAUCACCUUGGCCCAAAAAGCUUCUCCUUUAUCUGUCCCCCUGGCAUUGGGCACUACGGGCAUCGUGAUGAUGAUCAUUUUUGUAACAGCAGUUGUUUAUGUUAAGUUCAAAAUGAAUAUUGCCCUUUUCCUGCGCGACACUCUUAGUUGCACUAGCAGCAGCUCAGAUGGAAAAAGCCAUGAUGCCUUUUUGAUGUACUACAAGAGCAACACAGGACUAAACGACACUGAGAGAGAAACGCUGGAGAGUGUUUUAGAAGAGAGUUUUGGUUACAAUCUUUGUACUCAUGAUCGCAACGUCUCACCAGGGAAAGCUGUAGCAGAGACAGUGUUGUACUGCAUAGAGCAGAGCCAGUCGGUGGUUCUAGUUCCUACCUCUUCUGAUCCUGGUCUAGAAGCUGGCCUGCUAAAAGACACCAGUGCUUCUCUUGUGGAGCGACAGAAUCACUUGGUUUUCAUCAAAUUUAAGUCAAACCAAGUGUCAAGGUCAGGUUCAGUACCAGAGGCCUUACGGAUUCUCAGUAAGGCUGGACACCGUGUCACCUGGAAAAGAAAACGCUCAAUGACGCCCUCCUCCUUGUUCUGGAAGCAGCUACGCUAUCACCUACCUGCUCCGCAAGCUGCUCGAAAAAUAAGGCUUUCACCUCAGCCAACUAACCCUGAAGAUAUCUGCUGAAUUAUUUUUUGUGAAGUCAGAAAAACAUAAUACCAGUGCUUUCAGUAUUUGAAACAAGUAUUUAUUCAAUCAAGCUUUUCUGCAAGAUGAUUGACACACCUAUAUGAAACAGAGAGGCUUUAUAUUAAACGGAAAACUGUAUAUAUAUAAACAUAUAGCAUUUAUUUUUAAUAUUUUAAAAGAUUCACAUAAAGUAGUAUUUGAAAAUCCUUCUCCACCCCAAUGACUUAAAAUGCAAGACAUUGUGGCCCGACAUUGAAGGAAAGAUCAUGAUGUUUGUGUUAAAGUUAUUAUAUAUUAUGUACCUUCCUUUAUACCAGAACACUUUACUCACGUUGACUUGAUGUUAAGAAUAUUAAAUAAAUAUAUAUCCUGUGAAAGUGUUAGCUUUCCAGUCUCUUGUGAUUUAUAAUAUUAUUUGCUGUGGUAGAUGUUUUCUUUUCUUGAAUUGCAUGAUUCCCUGUCAGUUGUUCUCAGCAACCUCCUCAUGCAAACUCUAAUAAACCCAUCA
Molecule: messenger RNA, 2233 nt
Organism: Labrus bergylta (ballan wrasse)
Lineage: Eukaryota; Metazoa; Chordata; Actinopteri; Labriformes; Labridae
Product: interleukin-18 receptor 1
Biological process (GO): signal transduction
Molecular function (GO): interleukin-1 receptor activity
Source: RefSeq, a predicted model, not a curated record